AUGAGCGGAAGCGGCGACCAAGAGCGCGAACACGCCCUCGAAGCUUACAAGUCCAAGCUGCUUGAGUCGAGAGAAUGGGAGGCCAAGCUCAAGGCGCUGCGACUGGACAUCAAAGGCCUCCAGCACGACUUUGACGUAUCAGAGGACAACAUCAAGGCGCUGCAGAGCGUCGGCCAGAUAAUAGGAGAGGUACUGAAGCAGCUGGACGAGGAACGAUUCAUUGUCAAGGCAUCCUCGGGGCCCCGUUACGUCGUGGGAUGCCGGUCAAAGGUCGACAAGGCCAAGCUCAAGCAAGGCACACUCGAUCCGCUCGUCUACAACAUGUCGCUCGAAGACCCGGGGCAGGUUAGCUUUGGCGGUAUUGGUGGUCUCAACGAGCAGAUCAGAGAACUACGUGAGGUGAUUGAACUGCCGCUGAAGAAUCCAGAGCUCUUCCUGCGAGUAGGCAUCAAACCACCAAAGGGAGUGUUGCUCUACGGACCGCCGGGCACUGGUAAGACACUAUUGGCACGCGCUGUGGCGAGCAGUCUUGAGACCAACUUCCUCAAGGUGGUCAGUUCGGCCAUCGUCGACAAGUACAUUGGAGAGUCGGCGCGACUAAUCCGCGAGAUGUUUGGUUACGCAAAGGAGCAUGAGCCCUGCAUCAUCUUCAUGGACGAAAUCGACGCUAUUGGUGGACGACGCUUCUCUGAGGGGACUUCGGCAGAUCGUGAAAUUCAGCGGACUCUCAUGGAGCUGCUAAACCAGCUCGACGGCUUCGACUACCUAGGACAGACCAAGAUCAUCAUGGCCACAAACCGACCAGACACGCUCGACCCUGCUCUUCUCCGCGCCGGACGUCUUGACCGUAAGCUCGAGAUUCCCUACCCAAUGAACGUAGUGACAGAUGGGGAGAUUGACUUUGAGAGCAUUGUGAAGAUGAGCGAUGGCAUGAACGGUGCCGAUCUACGUAACGUUGUCACAGAAGCUGGUCUCUUCGCCAUCAAAGACUACCGAGACUCGAUCAACCAGGACGACUUCAACAAGGCAGUACGGAAGAUGGCUGAGUCAAAGAAGCUGGAGGGCAAGUUGGACUACCAGAAGCUGUAG
Molecule: messenger RNA, 1089 nt
Organism: Alternaria atra
Lineage: Eukaryota; Fungi; Ascomycota; Dothideomycetes; Pleosporales; Pleosporaceae
Exons: 5
Coding region: 1-1089 (362 amino acids)
Biological process (GO): positive regulation of RNA polymerase II transcription preinitiation complex assembly
Cellular component (GO): proteasome regulatory particle, base subcomplex; cytosolic proteasome complex
Molecular function (GO): ATP hydrolysis activity; ATP binding; proteasome-activating activity
Source: RefSeq, a predicted model, not a curated record